Molecule: messenger RNA, 685 nt
Organism: Dentiscutata erythropus
Lineage: Eukaryota; Fungi; Glomeromycota; Glomeromycetes; Diversisporales; Gigasporaceae
Source: the annotation of a GenBank genome assembly
AUGUCCAAUGUGUACACACUGAAAGAUCUCAAUAAAAAGGGACAUCGGCUGGGUAGUGCAUAUGAGCAAAAGCUCGAAAAAAAAAUAAGAUCUGUUACCAAAUUUAACUCUGAGAUUAACGAUCUUAGUGAAAAGCUGGUAGAUAAAUACAAUGAGCAGGAAAAGAAAUAUCAGCGAAGCUAUAGUGAUAUUGGAAAUAAGAUUAGCCAAUUAAAUGCAUCCAGCACUAAAGUUAGAUCCCAACUUAUUUCUGAACAAAAGUCUCAUUCUGAGAGUCAACAUGAGCUUGAAGGCAAAUACACUGCCGAAAUCAAAUCGCUCAAAUCUUCUAUUAAAUCAUUGAAGGGAGAAGCGACCUUGGCCCAGAAAGCUUCAUCUCUCGAUAAGGUCAAAAUUAUUUCUCUUGAAGCUAAGAUAGAUGAAUUGGAAGCUAAAGAGCCAGCCCAAAUAAACUUAUCUGAAAUCAAUUCUCUCAGGCUUGAAUUAGGAUGGAAAGAUAAUGAAGUAGUCCCAGAAAGAUCAGCUGAGCAUGAGCCUCCCCUUACGAAUAAUAUGAAAGAAAGAGUGAGUGAACAGGUUCCAAAAAAACUACAACAUUCUGCUCUUAAUUCUCUACCCUCCCAAAUAUUUUCUGUAGAUAGCGCAGAAGCCGAGCCUUUACUAACAAUUGCCCCUAUCAUUGCGG